Eurytemora carolleeae is the source of this 878-nucleotide messenger RNA. It is a transcript of the gene mRpL46, whose product is annotated as 39S ribosomal protein L46, mitochondrial. The coding region runs from base 59 to 871 and encodes 270 amino acids. Lineage: Eukaryota; Metazoa; Arthropoda; Copepoda; Calanoida; Temoridae. Gene Ontology annotation, cellular component: mitochondrial large ribosomal subunit. Gene Ontology annotation, molecular function: structural constituent of ribosome. The transcript is spliced from 6 exons. The record is from RefSeq and is a predicted model, not a curated record.
AAAGUUGUGUCUAAAUUAAAAACUUAUCUGUGAUAAAAUAUUUAUAUUUCAGAGGAAAAUGUUGAAAUUCUCUUGUCUCCUCAGGCAUUGUUCCUUGAAUCGAGCCUGGUAUUCAAGUGUUACAAAACCCCAACCUGAAACCUGGGAUCUUCUUGCUGCUGUCUGUUUAGAACGGUUGCCUGUUCUAACUGCAGACUUGAAUCCAACAGAAGAAAAACUCUCCGAGAUUUUGACUAAAAUUGAUCUGGAACAGUCAAUGCUGAAUGAUCACGAAGUCAGACUGAAGUUGGAUAAUGAGAGGAAUGAGAAGAAGAAGCGUGGUGAGCUGGGGGAGGGAGACUCCGACGCGGUUAUUACUGGUUUAGAUAUGGAGGAUAAAUGGAGAACAGAGGCUUCUGAUUUCACAGCAGCUAGUAGAUUAACUGAGGCGGAUUUAAAGAAUGAUAUUAGAUCUUGUAAACGGAAACUAGAUCGACCUCUUCGUCUUCUUACUAAACUUAAACUAGGAAACGAUGUUUACUGGGAUCUUCCUUUUGUUGUUCGACAGGACGGGGAAACCAUGCGGCAGACCGCAGAGAGAGCUGUUUACUCAAAAUGUGGAAACAAUUUAAAAUUUGGAAUUUUGGGGAACUCCCCUUUAAGCUUUUACAAAUAUAAAUAUCCUAAACAAUUUCAAAGUAAGACGGAAAAGGUUGGUGCCAAGGUAUUUAUCUUCAAGGCUUAUCUCACGUCAGAGUUCUUUGAUGACGCGACGGUUGAGGGUGGAGAGAACGUAUUGGACUACCAGUGGGCGACACUAGAGGAGAUGAAAACUAGUCUUGAACCAGAUACAUUCAGAGCAGUUACUAGGAUGCUUCAUUCAGAGGAUUAAUUUCAGA